Molecule: messenger RNA, 991 nt
Organism: Lactuca sativa (garden lettuce)
Lineage: Eukaryota; Viridiplantae; Streptophyta; Magnoliopsida; Asterales; Asteraceae
Product: GATA transcription factor-like protein
Source: RefSeq, a predicted model, not a curated record
CCACGUCCAAGUAAAAUCUAGACACCUCUCGAAAUUACCUGCCACCUAAAUCUGCUUUACAAGAACCCAGUCUCUUGCUUUUUAUCCAAUAUUAUACCAAACCAGUGAACCACACACAUCCGGCAUCCCCAAGAAUCAAUCAUGCAGUCGAGAUUAGCAGUCUCUAAGCUCAACCGGAUAUUAAUGCCAACACCCAAAUCCAAAUAUCAAACAAUCCACCCACGACUCUUCUCCUCUUCCUCCUCCUCUGGUAAGAACAUGGAGGAUGCCAUGACACAAGGAGUUGACACGGAAGGUGAAACCGGAGAUGCCAAACCAGAUAAUCAUGAUGACAAUAUUAUUCCAACCAGAGAAGACCAUCGUUACAUGCGUCCUAAGACAGUGCCACCAAAUUUGUCAGCCUCAAAGCUAGAAACUCCGGGGGUGAACACGCCGUUUGAUCCUCACGUCCAGCAAAAGCGCACCAAGGCGGAGCUCAGCUUCGGCUGCGCGGGACUAGAUGGUUCACCAUGGCCGAAUGAGAAUGAUCACAAAGGUACUGAAAGGAAGGAACAAGAGCAAGAGAAGGAUGAUAAACACUACUUUGAGCACCACAAGGCUUCUCCCUUGUCGGAAAUUGAGAUAGCUGAUUCCAGGAAACCUCUUACUAGGGUCAUUCAUGGGACGGGGACGGCGGGUGGUUAUUUUGGUGAUGAGCAGGUGAUGACGUGGACACCGGAGCAACUUGAUACUGCGGAGCAGUCUCUACUAAGAGCCUCACAGAUAUUUCGAGAAUCAGCUGCCAGAGGAAUUCCGGAACUGCCUCAUUCAAGGAGACUCAGACAGCUUCGUGGCGAGGAUAUAUAAUUACUUUUUCAGUCAUAUCGAGUAUAUAUUGUAUGAUAUAUGCUUAUGGUGUUAAGGAUUACGUUCAAUGUUAAUAUAUACCAACGUGUGCGCGUGCGCCGAAUAUUGGUCUUAACAAUCGCUGCACUGCAUAGAAUUUUGUCCA